Messenger RNA from Agrilus planipennis (emerald ash borer), 4515 nucleotides. RefSeq lists its product as uncharacterized. The record is from RefSeq and is a predicted model, not a curated record. Bases 263 to 4303 code for a protein of 1346 amino acids. Gene Ontology annotation, biological process: regulation of transcription by RNA polymerase II. Gene Ontology annotation, cellular component: nucleus. Gene Ontology annotation, molecular function: DNA-binding transcription factor activity, RNA polymerase II-specific; sequence-specific DNA binding. NCBI's taxonomy places the organism in Eukaryota, Metazoa, Arthropoda, Insecta, Coleoptera, Buprestidae. The transcript is spliced from 12 exons.
AUGUCCUUGUGAAUGUUAUAGCUUUAGCUUACAAUUUCAAGUUUAUGUGAACACUCCUUUAUUUUACAAAAACCGAAGCCGAAAGGCACGUUCACAAUAAUGUACUAAUGUGUAGCGAGUGGUGCUAUGAUGCUUUCUAUGUUAAUUUCGUGAUUAAUAACAAUUAAUACAUUAUUUUCAUGUGAAAGCAUUCUAAUAACGGAUAUUUUGGUCAUAUUCUAUAAAAUAUUCAAAUAUUAGAGGCACAAUUAAAUAAGUGAUAAUGCCUCGAAGUAGACGAGCAGCUAGCAAGGAGGCCCUAAAAAAUUUACAACUUCUUUCUUCAUCUGCGUAUGCCGAUGAUGAAGAUGAUCCUGAUACAUACACGGUACCUUCUGAUGACGAUGUAAUUCCAGUUGAAGAAAUGCCUCCAAAGAAAAAAUACCGUCUAAGCUAUAGAAAAUCGUCAGCAGAUCGUGAUGUUAUUGUCUUAAAAACUGUCCGAUAUGGUGAGGAAACAUUGCAGUUGGAUGCAUGGCCUGAAGAACUCACUUCAGCUCAGCUUGAGUUGCACAACAGAACACAAAAAGAAAUAAACGACAUGAGCAUGCAUCUUGAUCAAAUUACAAAGCAGUUGGGAGCAGAGGUCAUUUAUCAAGGGGAACAGACAACUGUGUUUCAACUAGGAAGCAAUCCACCAGGUCUAGUUUAUCCUGCUAAAGCUGGAUCGCAAAAUGUUGUCUUGCAAUCGACAAAAGGAAAUAAUCCCAACUCUUAUCAGUUGGUGAUGGACGCCCGUUUGGGUCUGGUUGUUGGUACAAUUGUUCCCACCACCAAUGUUCCCACCAGUCAAGUACAGGCAGCGCCACAAACUCAAAAGUCCACUAUAUCUUCUCCUACCUCCACGAGGCAAACGCGAAGCAGACGUGGUAAACUUGCAGCACCACCUCCCUCGCCUGUGGUCCAGAAAACCACUCCACCAAAAUCAACAACUGUUCAAAAACAGGGCAGCACAAAGCAAUCCCAACAACAGUCACCAGUGGUAAUGCAAACAAGACCAGCGGAGACGACAGCAGUUGGGGGAUUGAGUGCUGGUGGAGGGUUUGGUAGAAGUUCCGCCACUAGUGGUGUUGUCGACUUGACGUCAGAUGAUGGCCGGCCGGCGGCUGAUUCGCGCGAAAUUUCAUUCAAUAAAUUACAAGGCAAGACUUUUCCUUCUCUCGUGGUCGUAGCUAGACCCCAUUUACGAGUUAAAGAGACUGGUAACGCAGACAGAUCGAAACUGGACGCCAAAGUCAAAACAGUACUCAUGCAUGUUCACACAAAGUUUACUGAAUGGUUGAUACAACAAGGCCUUGUUCGGUCUGAGCAGAGUUGUAGCGUACAUCCAAACUCAAAAUUAAAGUUGGGCAUGUACAGUGAUGUAUCUAAGUUUCCGUAUUCUGGAGGCUACGUUUGGAUAUCUGAAUGCUGUCCUCAGAGGUUCGUAUCGGUAUUUAGUGGAUCGUUAUUUGAAGGAUCUCCUCAUCCACCUAGUGUAAUUUUGAAACUUAUAUACCAUUGGGCAUGUCAAACUAAUGUUCAAAAUGUCGUUCAGUGGGUGAAGGUGGACAAUUUGUACGUAAAGGGAAUGUACACGUGUUUGAGAGCGGUUUGUACCGUAGCAUUACACACGCAUUUGGUACCAUUAGGCGGUCCAGGAAAACGAGUUGAAGUGGGUGUUAUCUCAUUGGGUACCACAUCACAAGAUGGCCAGCAACGUCAAGUAAAAGUGGAGGUGUUGGGUCUACUUGAACCUGAACAAAAACUGAUUCGACUGUGGUCUGUUGAACCGUUAGCAGAGGGUGAUCGUAAUUAUAAAAAACGUUUCUCUAAAAUCCUGGCACCCCUGGUGCAGUGGGUACAUCCUGAAAGUGUAAUUGUAACAGAUCUAACGGUAGAUAAGAGCACAUUGCACCAGAUGGGUUUUGCACAUGUACAACAGUCUACGUCGUCCGAUUUAGGUGCAUCAAAUCAUGCAAUCAUGGAGUAUCUGAGAAGGAUCGUACCUAGGAUGUUCCAGAAUACAUUGUCUCUCUUAUCAAGACAAAUAAUUCAACAAUUUUUGGACGAAUUGGUGUGGAGAGAAUGGUUUGGACCGACACCAUCUCAAGCUUUUGAUAGCCUCGUCAUGCACUUAUCCGAACAAACUCGUGCCGAUACAGGACAAGCUCUUAUCAUAAGAUUAAAUAAGGUUGCUGUAAAUCCGUUUAAGAACUGGAGCAUCGUAAAUACUUUAGUGUCAAGUGCGCCUGCAAAAACGGUCGAACCAGCACCAACACCGAUUUCGACAGCGAAACGUUCUCGACAAAGAGGCCGCCAACAGCCUACAUCUCCAGCUCCUACUACCGCCACUGUCACACCGGUUGUGCCAAAAUUGAUCACUUCAGCAGUUACUUCACCGUCUGUUAUCACUAACGCGUCUGAACCUAAUAAACCUCCACGUACCCUGUCCCCAGACGUACCAGAGCAACUGGUACCGCUCGAGAAUUAUUAUUACGGGACAAUGAACGGUAAUAACAGUGAGGCCAAGGGCACAUGGUUAGUGAAAUGUUCGAUGUGUCGUUCAUACUUCGGCAACAACCUAAAACUAAUGAGCCAUCUAUUUUCCCACGCGCAUAGCGUCGUCGGUAACGUGCAACAGUGUCGUUAUUGCUUGUCGAGCGUCGCUACGCAAGAAGGGCUCACUAAACACAUAUUAACGUCACAUCCAUACGAGACCAAGUUCGGCGAAGGUUACGUAUGUCUUAUAUGUGAACAACGAUUCGCCAAUUCGUUCGCUCUCGGCAAACACAUGUCGAAAGAACACGUGCCCGCUGAAUUGCCUUAUCAAUGCGGUACGUGCGGUUUCCGUUCAUCUUGUCAUCGUACUGCUAUCGAUCACUUUUAUUCAUAUCAUGAAAAUGGAUCUACUAUCCAGUGCCCAUUCUGUUUGAAAUCGACAACUGUAUGGUCAGGCGGUCGCGUACUACCCCAAAACCUCAACUACUUCAUGCAGCAUUUGCAGAAACACCAAAAAAAAGCUUUGGCGAAAAAAUGCAACAAAUGCGCGCUGUGGUUCAUACAGAAGGAGACGCUCAAAGAUCAUCAGUUGAAGAUGCACUCAUCUUUGCGUCGCAAACCUGGUCUCGUGCCGGUUACGUCGUCACGAAACGCUCUUAUGGUACCUAAGUCAAAACAGGACCGGCAUGCCUGGGAACAAGACGUCGAACUAAAUCUGAGUAAUUUGACAGUAAACGCGCCUAAUGUCCUUCGAUGCAAUGAAUGCAAAAACUUCGUAACAGCUCGGCAACAUUAUAAGACCGCAGAAACGUGUUCUGGUUGCGAAUACACAACGUGUUGUCAGUUUGCAGUGAAAUUACAUAAAGACAUUUGUAAAGAUCUAAAGUCUUCAUUGCCAGUUCACUCGUUACCUUUCACAAUGUACUGCAUAUGUGGUUACAAAAGUGAUGAAGGCAAUAUGCUAGCGAAACAUUUAGCUGAAUGCGAAAGGAAAUCAGCCUACCCAUCAGAGGAAGCUGCAAAAACUGCUGCUGUUACUCACAGUAUGCUCGACGUUUUGGGAUUAAUGAGGAGACCUGAAGAACGAAGUUCAUUAAAAGUGGAUAGCAAGUCGACGGCUGAAGUGAUUGAUUUGGAUGAUGACGACUCGUUGGAAAAUUCCAAAUCUGUUUUAAGGAAAAGAAAAGUGUCGAAAGAAGAAGAAGAAGAAGAAGAGACAAAAGAGAGUAUAAACGAAAAUGAUUCCACAAAAAAUGAAGAAGAGAAUAACGAAGUGGCCAACGAUCAACCAAUGGAAGUUGACUCAGAAAAUACAUCCCAAAGGAAAGAAACUGGUAACGAUUCCGAAGAAAUGUCAAAACAGGAGGAUAAGAUUGAUAAAGAUUCAGAAGAAGCAUUGGCUGAGAACACUAAAGAUAUUCGAAAUGAAUCAACAGAAAACCUCGUAGAAGAAAAAAUAUCUGAAGAAGUUGAUGAAACUGUUGAAAGUGAACUCACCAAAAACAGUAGUAAAACGUCGAUUGACGAAAAGCCCAUGGACGUAGAUGAAGAGAAAAAUUCUCAUGAUAAAGAAGAAACAGGUGAAGCAUUGAUGGAAACAGUUGAAGCAAAUGCAAAAAGCGACGAAAAGAACACAGAUGAAGAGGAAGAUAAAACCUCGAAACCUGACAAUAGUGAAGAGUCUGGAGAAACGGAACAAGAUCAGGGAGAAGGAGAACAGACAAUAACCAGUAGUAAUCAAGAGAUCGACAAUGACCCAAAGGUGGCUGAAAAUGAUCAGUAGGUAAAGUAACGUCAAUGCAAGAGAAGAUAUUAUUAUGAACUAAAAAAAUGGAAAUAAUUAUUAUUGGUGCAUAAACCACAAAGUUUGGAAAAUGUUUAGUAUAUUUUUUUUCUUUUAAGUAGUACCUACAUUAGAUUAUGAAGUAAUUCAUCAUUGCAAUUGUAAUUUGUUAUGUGGUUAAUGACUGUACAUAAUACAUAUAUAUAUAUAUA